GGGUGCGCGCCGCGGCGGCUCGGGGGAGAGUUGAGCACUUUUCCCCCCCCUCUUUUUUUUUUUUUUUUUCUUCUUCUUCUUCUUCUUUUUUUUUUUUUUUUUUCCUCCUCUUCUUAAACAAACCGCAAACGGAUGUGAGGGAAGGAAGGUGUUUCUUUUUUACUCCCGAGUCCAGACACCUCUCUGGGUUCCGUGCAAGCUUGUUUUUGCUGAACACUUUUUUUUUGUUUGUUUAAAAAAAAAAAAAAAGGAAAAAAGAAAAGAAAAGAAAAGAAAAGGAGUUGCUUGAUGUGAGAGUGCAAUGGACGUAAGGUUUUAUCCACCGCCAGCCCAGCCCGCCGCCUCUGCUCCCGACGCGCCCUGUCUGGGACCUUCUCCCUGCCUGGACCCCUACUAUUGCAACAAGUUUGACGGUGAGAACAUGUAUAUGAGCAUGACAGAGCCGAGCCAGGACUACGUGCCAGCCAGCCAGUCCUACCCUGGUCCGAGCCUGGAAAGUGAGGACUUCAACAUCCCUCCAAUCACUCCUCCUUCCCUCCCCGACCACUCGCUGGUGCACCUGAAUGAAGUUGAAACCGGCUACCACUCUCUGUGUCACCCGAUGAACCACAAUGGCCUGCUACCAUUUCACCCACAAAACAUGGACCUACCUGAAAUCACCGUGUCCAACAUGCUGGGACAGGACGCAGCACUGCUUACCAACUCCAUUUCCGUGAUGCAAGAUAUACGGAACCCAGAAGGAGCUCAGUAUGGCUCCCAUCCUCAGAUGGCAGCCAUGAGGCCCAGGGGCCAGCCUGCAGACAUCCGGCAGCAGCCGGGAAUGAUGCAGCAUGGCCAGCUGACCACCAUCAACCAGUCCCAGCUGAGCGCUCAGCUUGGGUUGAAUAUGGGUGGAAGCACUGUCCCCCACAACUCACCGUCUCCACCUGGAAGCAAGUCUGCAACUCCUUCCCCAUCCAGUUCAGUCCAUGAAGAUGAAGGCGAUGAGUCGUCUAAGAUCAAUGGCGGAGAGAAGCGGCCUGCCUCUGAUAUGGGGAAAAAGCCAAAAACCCCCAAAAAGAAGAAGAAGAAGGACCCGAAUGAGCCCCAGAAGCCGGUGUCUGCCUAUGCAUUGUUCUUUCGUGACACCCAGGCCGCCAUCAAGGGCCAAAAUCCAAAUGCGACCUUCGGUGAAGUCUCUAAAAUUGUGGCUUCAAUGUGGGAUGGUUUAGGAGAAGAGCAAAAACAGGUCUAUAAAAAGAAAACCGAGGCUGCAAAGAAAGAGUACCUGAAGCAACUAGCAGCAUACAGAGCCAGCCUUGUAUCCAAGAGCUACAGCGAACCUGUUGAUGUGAAGACCUCUCAGCCGCCUCAGCUGAUCAGUUCAAAGCCGUCAGUGUUCCACGGGCCCAGCCAGGCCCACUCAGCUCUGUACCUAAGUUCCCACUAUCACCAACAACCAGGGAUGAACCCUCACCUAACUGCCAUGCACCCCAGUCUCCCCAGGAGCAUAGCCCCCAAGCCGAACAACCAAAUGCCAGUGACUGUGUCUAUAGCGAACAUGGCCGUGUCCCCCCCUCCUCCCCUCCAAAUCAGCCCACCUCUUCACCAGCAUCUCAACAUGCAGCAGCACCAGCCACUCAGCAUGCAGCAGCCCCUUGGGAACCAGCUCCCCAUGCAGGUCCAGUCUGCCUUACACUCACCCACCAUGCAGCAGGGAUUUACCCUUCCGCCGGACUAUCAGACUAUAAUCAACCCUACAUCCACAGCUGCACAAGUGGUCACCCAAGCAAUGGAGUAUGUGCGUUCUGGGUGCAGAAACCCUGCCGCCCAGCCGGUGGACUGGAAUAACGACUACUGCAGUAGUGGGGGCAUGCAGCGGGACAAAGCGUUGUACCUUACCUGAGAAUCUGAACGCCUCUUCUGUCCACUGAGGAAUUCAGGGAAGUCUCCGCCGUGGAUUGCUUUGUACAGUCAAGGCAAUUCUCCAUUUUAGUAGAAAAAAAAAAAAGUACAAGUUGCUAAGCACUUAGGACCAUUUGAGCUUGUGGGUCAACCCCACUCUGGAAGACAUAGUCAUGCUUCUUUAUUAUUUUUUUAAUCCUUUAUGGACAUUGUUUUUCUUCUUCCCUGAAGGAAAUUUGGACCAUUCAGAUUUUAUGUUGUUGUUUUUUUUAUUUUAUUUUUUUGCUGUGAAGUGCUGCGCUAUAGUAACUGCCUUAGCAACUGUAGAUGUCUUGGAUAAAAGUCCUGGAUUUUCCAUUGGUUUUCAUAAUGGGUGUUUAUAUGAAACUACUAAAGACUUUUUAAAUGGCUUGAUGUAGCAGUCAUAGCAACUUUGUAAAUAGCAUCUAUGUCACACUCUCCUAGAGUAUAAAAUGUGAAUGUUUUUGUAGCUAAAUUGUAAUUUGAAACUGGCUCAUUCCAGUUUAUUGAUUUCACAAUAGGGGUUAAAUUGGCAAACAUUCAUAUUUUUACUUCAUUUUUAAAACAACUGACUAAUAGUUCUAUAUUUUCAAAAUAUUUGAGAAAAAAAAAACAACGUAUUCCCAAAUGAUUUUAAUUUAAAAACAAAUUGGCUUUGUCUCAUUGAUCAGACAAAAAAGAAGCUAGUGUUAAGGGAAGCGCAAACACAUUUAUUUUGUACUGCAGAAGAAUUGCUUUUUGUAUCACUUUUUGUGUAAUGGUUAGUAAAUGUCAUUUAAGUCCUUUUAUGUAUAAAAACUGCCAAAUGCUUACCUGGUAUUUUAUUAGAUGCACAAACAGAUUGGAAACAGCUAAAUUAUAACUCUUACAUAUGGCUCUGUAUUAUUGUUUCUCCAUACUGUGUCUGUAUUUAAUCUUUUUUAUGGAACCUGUUGCGCCUAUUUAUGAAAUAAUAAAUAUAGGUGUUUGUAAGUAAAUUUGUUAGUAUUUGAAAGAGGUUUCUUUGAUGUUUUAAAUUUUGCUGGCAAAAAAAAAAAAAAAUUCACGCUUGGUGUGAAUACUUUAUUAUUUAGUUUUUACGGUGACAUGAAAAAAAGCCAAAACUACUUUUCGUUUAGCAACAAGUCAAAGUAACUAAUCCUUAUUUUUACAUUUUGUUGGUUGAUGCAAAUGAAAAACUACGAUAUUUAAGAACUUUCUUUCUUUGUACAAAUUAAUGGAGAAAUUGCCCUACACGUCACACGAGCUUCAAGACCAAACGACAGGUACUUGAUCUGAAAGAGUUGACUCUUGGUUCUCAGCUGGUUAUGGUCAAUUCUGUAAAUUCCCCUCCUCCAAAAAGAAUUUAUAAAAAUUAAAGUCGAAUCAACCAAAAUUCCUCAAGCUGCAUGCUUUUCACAAAAUCCAGGGAAACAUUUAGGAAUUGAGCCAGGGGUGAGAGAAAGGGAGGGAAGGCAUACCGUCAAGAAUAUAUCUGAAAAUGAAAGGUGAGUAAUCAGACAGCAAAAAUAAAAAAGGGGGGGUGGGGGGGAGAGAAGGGAGUGGACAUCAAAUUUGAAAGCUACUGACAGAAAUUGAGGUUCUAACUGUCUUUUGUGCCUCUACAAGCUACUUGUCUUUCCAGAAUUCCUGGGUCUUCUGAAGGAAUUCUGAGGGUACUAGCGAUUUGCUAGAAAACCAAAAACAUUGAGAAUCUGGCUGAAGGUUUGCAGAGCUUUUAUAUCAGAAAGAGCUAGCAAAUCAGUCCCUUACAGGGGAUUGUGUUUUUAAAAGCCAGUCUGGUUGGAAAUCAAGAGGAUGGCUGAUGUUUCUUUCAUGAAAUGUGUGAACUAAACGAUUUAACUAAAUUCAAAUAUAUGCAUUGUGUAAUCCAGUCAGAGUUUUAAAAAAAAAAAAGACAAAAGGUAUGCUUGCUUUGGAAUGAUUUUAGGCAUUGUACAACCUUGAAUCACUUGAGCAUGUAAUAACUAAUAAAUAAUGCAGAUCCAGUGUGAUUAUUAAAAUGACUGUAGCUGAGAGCUCUAAUUUUCCUGUCUUGAGACUGUAUAAGAACUCAUGUGAUUAAGUUCACAGUUUAUUGUUUGUCUGUUUAGUAUUUCAGAAAUAUACCAGCACCACUAAUUA
Messenger RNA from Pipistrellus kuhlii (Kuhl's pipistrelle), 4029 nucleotides. It is a transcript of the gene TOX, whose product is annotated as thymocyte selection associated high mobility group box. The transcript is spliced from 9 exons. The coding region runs from base 302 to 1885 and encodes 527 amino acids. Gene Ontology annotation, biological process: leukocyte differentiation; regulation of transcription by RNA polymerase II. Gene Ontology annotation, cellular component: nucleus. Lineage: Eukaryota; Metazoa; Chordata; Mammalia; Chiroptera; Vespertilionidae. Gene Ontology annotation, molecular function: chromatin DNA binding. The record is from RefSeq and is a predicted model, not a curated record.